CAUACUGUAACACAGUUACACGAGAACCCGUCUACUGGUUUUACCCCUAUGGUUUUACCUUUGUCAUGAAUUGUUUUCAUGUUGUUAGUUAUCUUAUAUUUCAGACACUCCACCGCGACAAAGGUAUGACAAAUGUAAGGCAUUUCUGUUGGUCUGUUGCCAGGCGAACAUUAUUUAUAUCACCGAAAUCUGACACUGAAAGUGCUUCAAAGGGCACUUCAGUAUCAGUUUUACCACCUCUAUCUGAUGAAGCGUCUCUAUAUGUCCACUGGCCGUACUGUCUAAGAAGAUGCUCCUACUGCAACUUCAACAAGUAUAUUUCCCGGUCUGUUAACCAUUCUGCCAUGACUGAAUGUUUGCAGAGGGAGACAGAAACUCUGCUGAAGCUCAGUCAGGUUUCUCGUAUUACUUCAGUGUUUUUUGGAGGUGGAACACCUAGCUUGGCACAGCCUGCCACCAUUGCGGCUGUCUUGGAGAGAGUCUCCCAACAUGUUCAGCUGCCAGAGGAGGCAGAGGUCACCCUGGAGGUCAACCCAACACCCACAGGAUCGUCCAGGCUGAAAGACUUCAUAGAGGCUGGGAUCAAUCGACUGUCUAUUGGAGUGCAGUCUCUGAACGAUGAGGACCUGAAGCUCCUGGGACGAGACCACAGUUCCCGACACGCCCUGCACACCAUCUCCGAGGCUCGCAGGCUUUGCCCAGGGCGCGUCUCGGUGGACGUCAUGUUUGGGCGCCCCGGCCAGAGCCUGGCGUCGUGGGAGACGGAACUGGAGGAGCUGCUGGCGGUCUGCGACCAUCACGUGUCGCUCUACCAGCUGACCCUGGAGAGGGGCACGCAGCUCUUCAAGCAGGUCCAGCGGGGUGAGCUGACCAUGCCCGGCGAAGACGUCAUGGCCGCCAUGUACACAACCGCAAGGGACAUCCUGGAAACGCACGGAUUCCGCCAGUAUGAGGUGUCCAACUUCGCCAGAAGCGGUGCUGUAAGUGAGCAUAAUCUAGGCUACUGGAGGGCACAGCAGUACAUUGGUGUAGGCCCAGGGGCCCAUGGCCGGUUCGUGCCCCACUCAAAGGGGUCCCUUCAGCGGGAGGCUCGUACGCAGACCUUGGAGCCGGACAUUUGGAUGAGCGAGGUUCAGAAGUUUGGUCACGCUACCCGGCGCUGUAUUUCGCUGAGUCACCUCGCGCUGCUGGAGGAGGUGCUGGUCAUGGGACUGAGGAUGACUGAUGGAAUCACACACCAGCACUGGGAGCUGUUCUGCCCUGAUGAUAAUCUCCAUGCAGUUCUGGGUCGGUCAGGAGAUGUUCAGGAACUACAGCAGAGGGGACUUGUGAUACUUGAUGACAGGGGUCUACGGUGUUCCUGGGAAGGGCUGGCCUUGCUGGACAGCCUGCUGCCCACUCUGUUACUGCAGCUAGAAACCUAUGUUCGCAGUCAGGGUCGCCGUGGGAACGAGGACUCGGCUGGACCGCAGCACAGAGACGGGCAGCAGAGUAGGUGACCUACAGACAGAAGGACCCGCAGUGGCCUUCAGUACAGAGUCUGCCUGGACUGACUAAACAUCCGAUUGUCAUCAUCACUGCAUUCACCUCAGAGGCUUCACCCCCAAACUCUUUUCUUUUUCUGAACGGAAUGUUUUUUUGGUGCAUUCAUGUCGGGGUAUGAGAAGAGGCUUUUUUUUCACGAUGCCAUCUGGCUCGUUACUGUCGUCCGGGCUCUCGCCUUGUUUGUGCAGCCGCGUUGACCUUCACAAGUGCAGCACUGCUCACGAACGCGGGCCCCUGAAGAGCAUCCCGAUGGCUCUCCGACGCUCAUUAUGCGGCCCCCUGAUCCGUCACAAGGACCGCACGCCACGGAACUGUUGAUCACGGCGCGGUGCGGUGCGGCGCAGGCGUUGGUUGCGCGCGAGCACGGAGGCUGGAGAACAGCAGUGACGAACAACAUGUGUCAACACACAGCCAGACGAACAACAAAGCGUGACUGGUGUGACAGCUGUGGACGUGUUGCUAGGUAAAGUGCAGGAGCCGAGCAGCGCCUGGAACAGGCAGCUUUUGGAACAACUGUUCCUGAGCAUCUUUUCUUUCCAUGGGAACAUUGUGUCGGGUACACACACCAAUAGGAAAAUAAAAAAUACAUCUG
This is a messenger RNA of Sardina pilchardus (European sardine), 2137 nucleotides long. RefSeq names its product radical S-adenosyl methionine domain containing 1 (gene rsad1). The transcript has 9 exons. Gene Ontology annotation, cellular component: cytoplasm; mitochondrion. The coding region runs from base 66 to 1499 and encodes 477 amino acids. Gene Ontology annotation, molecular function: 4 iron, 4 sulfur cluster binding; coproporphyrinogen oxidase activity. The record is from RefSeq and is a predicted model, not a curated record. Lineage: Eukaryota; Metazoa; Chordata; Actinopteri; Clupeiformes; Clupeidae. Gene Ontology annotation, biological process: porphyrin-containing compound biosynthetic process.